AUGGUACUUUUUCCUCAGAGAGUAAUUUAUCGAUUGUUACUGUCUUUCUUCUCAUUAGAAGAUGAUGAAAAACAAAAGUCCGUAUUUCGUGGUAUGGAUGCAAAAGAAAAAGAAAUAUUUACACUUAUUAAUAACCAUCGUCGACAAUAUGAUUUACCAGUACUUGAGACAUCUAUCAAUCUUGCUUAUGUUGCUCAUACACAUGCUGUUGAUGUUAGUGAAAAUAAUCUGGAUGUUUAUGGUGAUAAUGAGCAUAGUUGA
Messenger RNA from Rotaria sp. Silwood1, 261 nucleotides. Lineage: Eukaryota; Metazoa; Rotifera; Eurotatoria; Philodinida; Philodinidae. The record is from the annotation of a GenBank genome assembly.